AUGGAAAAUUUAUUUUCACGUUCAUAUAUUGAUACAAUAUAUACAACACUUUUUCAAAGAACAGGAAAAGAAAAUUGUCAAAAUAAUAUUAUAAAGUUUGAUAAAGUUAAAGAAAUUAUUGAAGAUAGUAAUAUUAAAAUUAAUAAUACCAAAGGAUACAACUUAUCCUUGACAUUUGCUAGAAUAUUAACAAAUCCAGCUGACUUACUUGGAGUAUUUUUAAUUCUUUUAUAUUUAUCACAAACUCAUUUUCCUAAAUAUCAAAAGGUUGUUGGUGAUUAUGAAAGUAAAUGUCCACUUAUAUCAUUAAAAGUUACUAAUGCUACAUAUGCUAAUGUACUCAAAGACCAUGUUUUAAAGAAUGUCACAUUUAUUGAAGUUAAUGGUAGUGAAAAUACAUUACAAAAUAUGCCUUAUGAUCCAACAAAACAUUUAAUUAAUGAUUCUCAAAAUAUUGAAGUGCUGAUUUUAAAUGAUAAUUUAAAUGAAGACAUUGUAUAUUUAAAUGAACCUGAUGAGGAAUAUUUUAACCCAAAAAAUCCUAAUAUAGAAGAAAGUAACAAGGAAGUAAUAGAAAAUAGAAAGGAAAUUGUAAAAUUAUUAAAUGAUAUUUCAAUUCAAGAUGAAGAGAUAGAAGAAGAUAUAGAAAGUAAAAAAUUAGAAUCAGUGGUGAAUUUAAUCCAUAAGUAUAAAUUUACAUAUGAAUUUUGUAGGAAAUUAUUUGAUAUCUUUUUGACAAUCUCUUUAUCUAUGACUUUUAUUACAUCAUUUUUAGAAUUGUUAAUAAUGUUUGUCACUCAAUACCUUUGUUGA
Messenger RNA from Strongyloides ratti, 813 nucleotides. RefSeq lists its product as hypothetical. The record is from RefSeq and is a predicted model, not a curated record. The transcript is spliced from 2 exons. Lineage: Eukaryota; Metazoa; Nematoda; Chromadorea; Rhabditida; Strongyloididae. Bases 1 to 813 code for a protein of 270 amino acids.